AUGCCAUAUACUGGCCGCCGUAAACAACACAUUAUGCGCAUGGUGAAAAGUAGAAUGCAUCGCGCUGCUUUAAGAAAGCAGAAUGAAUCUCUCCUUUGUGAAACCAACAAUAAUAUACAAGACGUUAAUCUUGAAAACGAAACUUCCAUUUGUGAAACCAACAUUAAUGUUCAAGACGUUAAUCUUGAAAACAAAGCUCCCAUUUGUGAAUCCAGCAUUGAAGUUCAAGGCGUUAAUCUUGAAAACGAAAGUUCGACUGUACUUCAACCUGACAUUUCGCUUCAAUGGAAAGAGGGUGCUGGAAAGAAGAUUCGUAGAGUCUAUAGAAAAGAUUCAGCAACAACUUUGUGGAGAAGGCGUAAGGCUGCAAUUAAUUCUGCUCAGAAUGCAGAGAAGAUCCACAAACUCGAAGAUUUAGGGUUUUAUCAAGUUCCUCAGACGACUUCGACGGUUGAGAAUAUUACAAUUCCUAGUUCCUCUCAAAGAGAAGAACAUCUCCCAUCUAAUUCAUGCAUAACCAUGUAUGAAAUGAUGAAGCAUCAGGCCGUAAAGACCUACCUUCUUCAAAGAAUUCAGGGUCUUAAGAAAGUAGAAGCUUCAACGAAAGAAAUGGAGAUUGUGUAUGGCCAAAAAAACACUUACCUUCCACUAGUCAUUCGAAAGUGGGCAAAAGAGUAUAUUUAUACCGGGUUUAUCUCUCCUCGCCAGCAAGGCAAACACGCAAGAGAACCUUUUUUGCUCGCAGACGAAGGGAUUGCGAAUGCAGUGUCAAACUGGAUCCGGAAACAAGAAGUUGAGAAUAUAACAACCCCGAAUGUAAAAGAGUACAUUGAUCACACUCUUUUCCCUGAAAAGUUUGGAGUAUCCGGAAAUGUGUCUUUGUCUAGUAUAAAUAGAUACAUGAAGAGCUGGGGAUUCACCUUUAAGAAAACAGUUGGCGCAGUUUAUGUCAACAACCAUGAAAGCAAUAAUACUGUUGAAUAUUGA
Molecule: messenger RNA, 987 nt
Organism: Phycomyces blakesleeanus NRRL 1555(-)
Lineage: Eukaryota; Fungi; Mucoromycota; Mucoromycetes; Mucorales; Phycomycetaceae
Exons: 2
Coding region: 1-987 (328 amino acids)
Source: RefSeq, a predicted model, not a curated record